CUGGCACCGUUGAAACCGAGGGUAGAAUCCAAGACAGCGUUGAUUAAAAGAAGUAAAGAACAGAGAGAGAGAGAGAGAGAGAUGAGGGUGUUUCCGAGGUUGAGAUCUCUAUCAAGAGCAGUGCACCAAGAACAAGUAGAACAAGAGAAGGAGAGAAACAAUAAUGAUGAGUACCCUGUAAUCAAAAUCCAAGAAGAAGGAACAUUAAAGAGCACGUGCUUAACAGUAUGGAGAAAAUCUCUUGUCAUGAAUUGCAAGGGUUUCACAGUCAUCGAUUCCCACGGAAAUCUUGUCUAUAGGGUCGACAAUUACAUCCACAACCCCAACGAGGUUGUUCUCAUGGAUGCUUCUGGAAACUCUGUUCUCACCAUGUGCCGCCGCAGCAAGAAGCUUGGGUUCGGACAUAGUUGGUAUGUGUAUGAAGGGGAAGGUAGGGAGAGUCCAAUUUGCUGUGUAAAGAAGCAUGUGAGUAUUUUACAGGGAAACCCCAAGGUUCAAGCCUACGUGUACCGGCGGCAUAAGCCAUGUGUGGCGGCGUUUACGGUGGAAGGUUCGUACGCGCAACGGACGUGUAAGGUGUUGGACGAGUGUGGAAGCGAGGUGGCUCAGAUCAAGAGGAAGGAAGCGAAUACGAAGAACGUUAACGUGUCGUUUGGGAUGGACAUUUUUCAGUUGCUUGUGCAUCCUGGCUUUGAUCCUGCUUUCGCCAUGGCACUUGUCUUGCUUCUCGAUCAAAUGUUUUCUUAGCACUGUUUCCUCGUCCCCUUUUUUUUGUUCUACUUCUUGUACUUGAGGAAAUCCAUUUUCAAAAAUAAGAUGAAAUACAAAAACUAUCCAUUAUUGAA
Arachis stenosperma is the source of this 845-nucleotide messenger RNA. RefSeq names its product protein LURP-one-related 8-like. The transcript has 2 exons. NCBI's taxonomy places the organism in Eukaryota, Viridiplantae, Streptophyta, Magnoliopsida, Fabales, Fabaceae. The record is from RefSeq and is a predicted model, not a curated record. Bases 82 to 747 code for a protein of 221 amino acids.